CGGAGGGGCAGAGAGAGAACCAGAGAUCAGGGCACGAGGAGGAGAACCGCGGCGAACGCACCGAAUCAUGGCCACAGCAGACACGGCACCACAGAUCCUUCAGUCCGAUCCCCGCGCACCGAGCCUGACGUCACGGAUGACCGGCACUGGAACCGAGCUGACUGAGAGCACGGCAGAUCCGCGGACAGAAUGAGGGUGAUUUAUAUCCAGAACGCCGGCGCGGUCGCUGCUUUCUCGGUCGAGACACGGAACGAUUUUCUGCGGUAGAUCGAAACAAAGGAAUAUCGGUGAAGACAUGAUCGAACGCGCAACGGCAACGUGAAAACGUCAUAAUGGAAUAGCACACGUCAUAGAAUAGAAUAGCGUCAUAAUAGAAUAGAACGCGGUAGAUCGUUCUAAUUGUGAAUGAUACAUUGUAGCAUUUUUAUAUUUGCCAUAAAGCCUUGUGUUCCGCCGCAUUCCGAUGUCAUUGGGAUGUGUUCUGUAGUGUUAUUUUAAUAAUAUGACAUGUAGAGUAUUUGUAGUCCGUUUAUAUCCAGUUCUUGUUUUAUGGUUCAUAACUAGACUAGACUAUUUUUUAGAUAGCCUACCAUAGCCGGCUAUAGGUAGAAUAGACACCUCAUUAAAACAUGAGUCAUUAUCGACAAUCAUAAAUGAGUUUACACGUGAAUUAAACAUUUUCUUGUAAUUUAUUUAUUUAUUUAUUCAUUCAUAUGCUAAUUGGGUCUAUUAGUGUUAUAUUAUCAAUAUUUCAAUAGCAUUUAGUCAAGGUAUAUUUAAGCGUACGGCGAGGUGUUGGACGUCAGCCUUUGGGGUGAUGGAGACACAAAGGCCGGGUGCAGGUGGCCCGUCGGGCCCCUCGGUGGAGUCACCUGGGUGCUCCGGAGGGGUGCAACGCAGCAGCUCCGGUGUAAAGAAACAUCACCACAAACACAACCUCAAGCAUCGAUACGAGCUGCUGGAGACCCUGGGGAGAGGAACGUACGGGAAAGUCAAGAAGGCCAUCGAGCGCCAUUCUGGAAGAGAGGUUGCCAUCAAGUCUAUCAGGAAGGAGAAGAUAAAGGAUGAACAGGACAUGGUUCACAUUCGACGAGAGAUUGAAAUCAUGUCAUCGCUUCGCCACCCACACAUCAUCUCUAUAUACGAAGUGUUUGAAAAUAAAGACAAGAUCGUGAUCGUCAUGGAAUACGCCAGCAAAGGCGAACUCUACGACUACAUCAGCGAGCGUCGCCGUCUGACGGAGAGAGAAACCAGACACUUCUUCAGACAGAUCGUGUCUGCUGUGCACUACUGCCACAAGAAUGGUGUCGUUCACCGGGACCUAAAACUGGAGAACGUGCUACUGGAUGAGAACUGUAACAUAAAGAUUGCUGAUUUUGGCCUGUCCAACCUGUACCAUAAGGACAAACUUCUGCAGACAUUCUGUGGUAGCCCGCUGUAUGCGUCACCAGAGAUUGUCAACGGAAGACCUUAUUGUGGUCCAGAGGUGGACAGCUGGGCUCUGGGGGUGUUGCUGUAUACGCUGGUCUAUGGCAGUAUGCCGUUUGAUGGAGGAGACCACAAAAAUCUAAUUCGGCAAAUCAGCAACGGGGAGUAUCGAGAACCGACUCAGUCAUCAGAUGCUCGUGGUCUCAUCCGCUGGAUGCUGAUGGUCAACCCUGAACGGCGGGCAACGGUUGAAGACAUCGCCAAUCACUGGUGGGUAAACUGGGGAUGGAAGACCAGCGUGUGUGACUGUGAGUCUCAAAGGGAUGCUGGCUCGCCCAUGUUGGCCCGUCUCAUCGACUGGCAGAACCGGACCGAGCCCCGUCCCACCAAAGCCGUCCGAUCCGAGCCGUUCCUGCUGGUCCAUCAACGUCCCAAAAAGUCCAAGAAAGAAAACGAUGUUGGAGUUUCCCAGUGUAAUGGCGAGGACAGCGAUGACCUGAAGAGACCGAAGAGCAUCUUGAAGACGAGACUAUCCGAAGAGCAAGACUCUCCAAGUCUUGAAGACAUAGAGUUGGGGUCAGGUGCAGGAACCCCAGAGAAGGAUUCUGGGCCUGAUGAAGCUGAGGAGGAGUCAGCGCUAACAGGCCACUCCCCUGGUAAGAUGAUCUCCAUCCUUCCAAAGAAAGGGAUCUUAAAGAACAACCAGCAACGGGAAUCAGGGUAUUAUUCUUCCCCGGAGCGCAGCGAGUCCUCUGACCUGCUAGGUGGCAACAUCACACCGCUUGCGUCCAGCUCGCCACCAAAGCGAGUGGUUGGUAGGAAGGGCAUCUUGAAGCGCAAUGGGAAGUAUUCCACGUACAGCGGAGCUCCUCCCGUGAGCGUCCUGGGAGAACCGGCACCUGGCGAUUCAGGGUUAUCCCGCAGUCAGAGUCGCCCGUCAAGCAUCGUAAGGCAGGAUAGCGACACCAUCACAAGCAGCUCCUUCAGCGCCACCGACUGGCCCCUGCCCACCGCCCGGCCCAAAAUCAGAGGCUGUGUGUCUGCAGAAAACCUCCUCCAGCUAUCUAACUUCAAAGGGCUUACGGCGGCUCCACCCCUACAUAGUGGAAAAUUUGGGAGGGGAGCACAGAGGUCCCCUGGGGAUAACAGCAGCUUCUCUCUGUUAGGAGAUCUGGAUGAUAUGACUCAGGUGUACCAACUAGCCCUGGACAUCAGCAACAACCUGUCAUAGGGGGUCAAUUGAGAGGUGUCUAGAAAGAAAGAUGGAAGGUGUUUGGCAUGUUGGUGACGACCAGUUUAAUACUGGGAUUCUGUGAAUGGGAGAAUUCAUUUUUUGAUGGGAUGAUAUUGGAAGUCAUACACAACCAUUACCCUAACUCAAACUCUUAGUCCCUAACCACUAACCCUACCCAAUCCCAUAAGCAGUGUUUGAAGCAAGUUUCAGUCGGUACUUUGGGACAAUAUCUCCCCUACUGGCAAGAGAUGAAAUUAAAUGUUUACAUAUUAAGUGAAAGGUGAGUUAGCAUUACAGAAGACGUCAUGGAACGCUCUUGAUGACAAAAAUAAGCCAACCUGAGUUUAUAAAGCACCUUAAAACUCGCAGAGCACAUGUCGUGUUGUCUUUACUUUCGAUACAAGAAACCAGGGUCUUGCUCCAAAAGAACUGUCGUUUAUUAUUUAUUAAUAUUUUUUAGUAGAUUUAGUGAUACAAAACUGGUGUGGUCUGGCAGUACUGGAAGCAUAACAGUUAAAUCUCUCAUUUCCUUAAGUGGAACUGACACAUAUAAUAGUUUUUUCUUUGUUGGUUAUUGUUAAUAUAUCUUAAACUACAUAAUGAUCAAACUUGUAUUGAUCUUAUACCUGAAAUCAGUGGAGCAUAUGGAAUUAUAAAAGUGCCUUUUUUGUUUGUAAUUCAUAUUAAAUUAUGUAUGUCAUUUCCUUGAGGUGAAGACGAGAGAUGCCAGAGGAAGCUGUUUUCAGGUGAACAGCAUUGAUUUUAUUUUAUUUUUUUGUUGAGUUUGUAUUGAAUGGUUAGAAAAUGCCCAGGACCUCAGAGCACAAAGUCUACCCUACAAGAAUGUCUUGAUCUUAAGGUAUGUUAUACUUGUUUCUUAAAAUCUUUCCCACCGCGUGCACAGUGUUUGCAUAGCUUUAUUUAAGAAUAACACAGUUGAUCCGCGAGCCGAUUCCAGAACGCUCUACAUCAUUAACACAGGAUGUUCAGUGUUUGGUACUUCAAGGUACUUCAAGGCUCCAACAUCUCAGAUCAAGUCCGGGAGGUUUUGAUUGGUCGGUUGUGAUGGAGUCCUGACAGAAACGUGCGUGCAAGCACCAUGUGUUUCUCUGGAGCGGUUCUCUUGUGGUUUCUUGAUUGGGUUAGGUGACUGUUGAAGGAUUCUGGAUACUUUCACCUUAACAACGUUAAAAGCAAGGUAGAAAUCUCAGACACGCUCUCAAUUUCCAGGAAUGUUCUACAGUAAGCAGAGACCAGCAUGUUUGGUUAUUUCCUUAAGUUUCGGCCUGUAGAAACAUGGCCUUUCUUGGUGUUUAUCUGUUGAUCUCUGUGGAUUUCAUUGCUCAGCUCUAAGAAUAACAGAUUAUUGGUUUUGUGUUGGACUUUGAUGCCCGAUACGCUCUCCGUAAGGGCUGAAAAACCACAAACAGAGAGAUUAGUUUCAAAGCAGUGAUGAGCCAGCAAAUUCCAAAGGUUUCAGGGGCAUGUUUGGACUAGAUCUUAACACCACGACCCAGAGAACGUCCCUGCGUGUGUUGGUUUAAUAUGGGGAAAAUCUUAAGUCUUUAGUUUCUUGGCGAGUGAAGUUUAAGAAUCACAUUGUUUUUAGAAGGUAAGUGUUUAGGGGACCUAGUCGUAGAGAGAGUCGUACAGAGAGAUGUUUACGGGGGUAGAUUCAUAGAAGUAUUUAUGGAAGUGGGGCACUUUUCCAGUAGGUGGGAUAUCCAGAAAUAUUCACUGGAAAAGAUGAGUGUAGCUUUAUCGCUGCAUGUGAAGAAAGAUGAGGGUAAGUGUAGAUACAGAGAGAUGAAGAAUGUAGAUGAAAGGAUGAGGGAAGUUUAUUAUACCAAAGAAAAGUGUUAUUGGUAAAGACAUGGAGUCUCCAGAUUGACCAAUGAGAUGCAAGAGGGCAAAGUUAGCUAAUCUUAAAUUGAAAAACGACUGUCGACAUUAAUAAACCCAGAUAGCACAGGUACGUCUGUAAGAUGUCUCCUAGAGAUCUGGAAAACAUCUGCUGUGUAAAAACAUCUGAUGAACGUCUUCGAAAAGGCAGUUUUACGUACAUUCUAAACCAUAAACAUCUUACAGACAUCUUCUAGAUGUCUAUAUGAUAUCUAAAAGGAAAUGUCUCGGAGACGUAUUGCUGAUGAGCAAACAAUAAAGAAAUACAUCUUGCAGAUGUAAAGACAGACAUCAAAUAGACGUCUCUCAGAUGUUUGUGUCCUAUCAGGUAAAGGUGAAUUUGUCAUCUUUCAGAAAUUUCAAAACAAUAUCGUAGGAGACAUUUUGUUCGAUGGAGGUCCUGGCUAGAUAUUAUAGACACGCCUAAAGUGUAUGGUAUCAUAUUGCAUAUCUGUAUUGCAUUGUAUUGUCAACUGGAUUAACAGUGAUCAAAUUAUACUAUGUUAGUAUUUUUAUGUUAUUGCGCUUCUGUUUUUGAUUCUCCAAAAUAUUAUUAUUGAUUUACGUUUGAGGAACGUUGUGUGUAUUAAUCAACGCUUUCUCCCGGUAUGGACAGGUUUUUAGCACUAGCCGUGCAUGCGGUGCUAAUGCUAAUGCAUUUAGCGUACACAGACGUUCAGUCACACUACUGCACAAUUUCGUCAGGGUCAUACUGUCACAGAAUGCCGUCUCACAGAUCUGACCCAAUAUUUGGUGUCACAAUAUUCACAAUCAACCUUAAUUGUCGACAAAGUCGAGCAGCCACCCAGAUGUGCCAUUUUGGCUAAAUGCCAUUGCAAACGCAAACAUGCUCUCAGCCAAACUGGAAAUACCUGGUGCAUAUUAGUUAGUCAAAAAUUCAUUGAGAGAAAAAAAACUUGACUGGAUAUUAUAAUUAACAGUACUGAAAUGUUAGUAUUAUGUUAUUUAUGUAUUAUUUUUAUUACGUUCAAUUACUAUUGUUGGGGGAUCCGUUGAAAAAUCCUGGACUGCCAAAGGUCUUUUUCGUUCAGUGCCUUUGCUUAUAUUUUAUGAUUUUUGUUUAAUUUUUUGAUAAUGAAUUUAUUACAAUUGCAUUUUUAUACUCUAUUUAUUGGUGGUGAAGCCAUUUCGUUCUAUACACAAACAAACACUGAAGACAACUGGAGGAGCAGAAAGACAGUGCGUUGUGAUCACAUGGUUGUGUCGUAAAGCUUUGGUUGUGCGUUCUGUCGACAAACUGCUUUGUUGUUUGUUGGAGAUAUCUCGCUAACCAACAGUCUUUUGUACCACAAAACCAAAUCUGUGUAAAACUGAUUCAAUAAACUGAUCAUUUCAA
Molecule: messenger RNA, 5921 nt
Organism: Triplophysa rosa
Lineage: Eukaryota; Metazoa; Chordata; Actinopteri; Cypriniformes; Nemacheilidae
Gene: nuak1b
Product: NUAK family, SNF1-like kinase, 1b
Exons: 7
Coding region: 818-2659 (613 amino acids)
Biological process (GO): intracellular signal transduction; microtubule cytoskeleton organization; protein phosphorylation
Cellular component (GO): cytoplasm
Molecular function (GO): protein serine/threonine kinase activity; ATP binding; tau-protein kinase activity
Source: RefSeq, a predicted model, not a curated record